ACAUAUAUACAUACACACACGUGUGUGUUUACAUAUAUAACACACACGCACAUGUAUUAAAGUUCGAGCAAGUUCGAAUUUAAUUUGCAUAUUUGCAACUUUCGAGACCAAAAAUAUCUGAAAGGAAACACUCAGCGGCUUCUUGAGGCAUGGUUCGGCUCCACUGAGAUUUGGGAUGGCCCUCAGCUUAUCUUGCUGUGCUUCGCUCCAGUCAAGUAUUCAAUCUGCUCAGCUGAAUAUAAGCAGCAAAAGAGAAGGCCUAGGACAGGUGAAAAGCCUCGUAGCCAGAACUGGGAUUCCUUCAAUAAUCACCUCUCCGCAUGAAUCUCUACAAAAAGGCAACUGGGUCAAGCUUAUUUGUGGUGCUAGUUUUGAGGAUGUUGCUGAUAUCAGGAAUCUUUCGUUGGUGUACACUCUUGCUGGUGUUGAUUGCAUUGACUGUGCUGCUGAAGCAUCUGUAGUGAGUGCUGUGAAUGAAGGAAUUGAAGCUGCUCGUGCUAUUUUCCCCAUUCGCAGGCCUUGGAUUAUGGUCAGUGUCAAUGACAAUGAAGAUCUUCAUUUCCGUAAAGCCGAAUUUGAUCCGGAUGAUUGUCCCCUUGAUUGCUCAAGACCGUGUGAGAUUGUAUGUCCAGCUAAUGCAAUACUUGGAGAAAGUACACCUAGUGGACUCAAGGGUGGGGUCCUGGCUGAUCGCUGCUAUGGCUGUGGCCGCUGCAUUCCUGUUUGUCCCUUUGAUAGAAUAAGAGCAAUUACAUACAUACGAGACGUUACCACAACAGUUGAACUUCUCAAAAGAGAUGACGUUGAUGCCAUAGAGAUUCAUACAAAUGGAAGGCAGGCAAGUGCAUUUGAAGAACUUUGGAAUGGAUUGGGAGAUUCAAUUAAUCACUUGAGACUAGUGGCAGUUAGUAUGCCCGAUAUCAAGGAUCUAACUAUUGCUGCAAUGAGCACUUUGUAUUCUAUAAUGGAACCCAACCUGCAUUGCAUCAACUUAUGGCAGUUGGAUGGUCGUCCCAUGAGUGGAGACAUCGGAAGAGGAGCCACGAGGGAAGCAAUUGCUUUUGCUCUCCGUUUAGUCUCUGCUAGUGACAGGCCCAAAGGUUUUCUUCAACUAGCUGGUGGUACCAAUGCUCACACUGUAGAUGGGCUGAAAAGAGAGAGAUUGUUCCAAACAACAACCAUACCUGAAAUUCUUUUGCAGAGAUAUCUGAAGGUAAAAAGAUGCCUCCAGUACCAUCUAGUUCACAAAAUGCUUUGAUUGGAGGGGUAGCUUUUGGAGGCUACGCAAGAAAGGUGGUUGGAAGGGUUUUGACAUCUAUGCAGUCUAAUCAUACGCAUGCUUAUAUUGAGGACUGUCCUGAACAUCUGUUGAAGGCACUUGAGGAAUCACUUGCCUUGGUUGGAACUGUUAAAGCCUAUGGCACCAAUUGAUCCUGGAUAAAGCUAGAAUGUCAAGGUCUCCACUCUCCUGUAUCAAUCGCAGAAGGAAUGCUAGGUAGCAAGCAGGCCCUAGACAAAUCUCGCAAUGCACCCGCGGGAAACGAGAGGCAAUUAGUAUUGAUUAAAAAGCUUUUUACAGUUGCGAGCAACCAAGAAGUCGUUCGUUGUUCGUUUUCUUUAACUCUGGAUUUAAAGUGUCGCAUCAUAACACACAAACACCGUGCGAUUUUUUUUUUUUUAUAAUUGUGCUUGGGCCUUGUCUCGCCCGAAAGGAAGUGUAGUGCAGACACGUUCGAUUUGAAGUUUUUAUGACUGGCAAUUGGAGGGGUGCGCCAGGCCGAGGCUGCAGUGCAAAGCCCAGGCGACGCUCGAGGGCCCCGGCAGCAAGCUACCGUAGUGGGCUCUCCCCCUAUAAAAAUUGAGUUAAUAUCGUGUGGGCCGAUGGCCCACGUAUCAGAUAUUAAACUGAUAAGAACAGAUACUACACUUGAUCUUAGCCAAAAGGCCGAGAAAGGUAUGCUUGUUACGAGGCUGGCUCGCUGCUUUUAUACUUCUCCAAGCUCACGCGACGCCCUUUGCUGCUCCGAUGUGGGAUCUCUUCGAUAACCGCCUUUUCUUCUUCUUUGCUCUUUACAACCAAAACCAUGGGCACAGGCAGAUUCUUUUUAGCUCCGCCUCUAUCAGACUAAUACUACGUGAAGAUCAUCUUGAUGGGUAAAAAUGGUCCUUUCAAUUUGAUUUUGUAUUGAAUAGUAGCUGGAUCCGUUUGCACAUAUUGGGGUGCUUAUCAUGCUGCGAAAAGUGUAUAAGUUCUAGGCAUCCCUGAAAGAUUUUGCUCUGUGUCCAACAAACAGACAAUUGGACAUUAUGUCACAAAGAAUUUUGGUUUUCAAUGAAACAACUGAACUAGAUGCUUAAAA
Messenger RNA from Coffea arabica (coffee), 2360 nucleotides. RefSeq lists its product as uncharacterized. NCBI's taxonomy places the organism in Eukaryota, Viridiplantae, Streptophyta, Magnoliopsida, Gentianales, Rubiaceae. The record is from RefSeq and is a predicted model, not a curated record.